UUCUGUGAGCUCCAGCAUUUCCUCCUAGAGUUCUUCAGCACAAACUGCAUCCUCUUACUGCCCAGGCUUUGCUUCCCACAAAGUCACUGAGUGCUCUUCUGCAAACAUGGCGAUGGAGAAGAAAGAGCUGCAGUUACUGAAUAGCCUCUUUGCCACCUACAUCAAGAAGGUCAAUAAUCAGGUGAAUUAUCAGGAGCACAAUGAAUCCAUCCAUGACAUAGUUGAGGAGAAGAUGAAGGAGCUGUUGAGCAUGGCGCAUGAAGAAGACAACGAGGAAAUAAUCAGGGAGCAGAAAACCUUAACAUUGAGGUUGGAAGCUGAGAAAAAAAGAAGAGAAAUUGCAGAAGACCAGUUAGAUAGGAUUAUAAAGGAGAAGGUUAAAGCUGAGCUGGACUGUGAGUUUCAGAAGAAACGCACUGGACUGCUGGAGCAGGAGAUUCAGUUCUUGAAGGAGAUCUAUGAAGAGAAGAUCAAUGAGCUGCAGAGUCAGAACCAGACUGAGACCGAUAAUAACAAUUCAGACCUGAUGGAAACACUGGAAAAGAUCAGGGAGCGUGUUAAGAGGAUCAGUCUUGAAAAACACCAGUCAAAGAUGCAGAAUAUAGAGUCAGAGUUCGGGAGAAUGAAAGAGAAUAUGGCGAAACUGAUGAACAACCUAAAAGGAUAUGAGGAAAGACUCAACAACAGCACGGACCUGGAGGCUGAUAUUGAACAUUACGCAAAGCUGCUGGAAAAAAUGAAAGAAAG
Pundamilia nyererei is the source of this 747-nucleotide messenger RNA. Its product is annotated as low molecular weight neuronal intermediate filament-like. NCBI's taxonomy places the organism in Eukaryota, Metazoa, Chordata, Actinopteri, Cichliformes, Cichlidae. The annotation marks the transcript as partial. The transcript has 5 exons. The record is from RefSeq and is a predicted model, not a curated record.